AUGGCGGAUUCUUCAGGGGACAAGCCAACCCACCUGGCAACGACUGUUUCUUUCGGUAAGGGUGAGGAAGGAAAUGAAGGUAUCUGUGGGACAUACAAGGGUAGCACAAAAAUAGAACAUGAGGGCACUAACGAGGACGAAAUGAGCUCACAAGGAGCUGCUACAAGACGCAUACUCGCGUCAAAAGAAGCGGUUAAAAGAAGCAUACUCGCGUCAAAAGAAGCGGUUAGAAGACGCAAACUCGAGUCAAAAGAAGCGGCUACAAUAGGCUUACUCGAGUCAAAAGAAGCGGUUAGAAGCGUCCUACUCGCGUCGAAAGCAGCGUUUAGAGGCGGCCCAUUCUCGUCACGAGACGCGUGUAUGAUGAACAUAAGGGCGUCAAAAGAAUCGGUUGGAAGACGCAUACUCGCGUCAAAAGAAGCGGUUAGAAGACGCAAACUCGCGUCAAAAGAAGCGAUUAGAAGACGCAAACUCGCGUCACAAGAAGAGGUUAUAAUAGACAUACACGCGUCAAAAAAGGCGGUUAUAAGAGACAUACACGCGUCGAAAAUAGCGGUUAUAAGCGACAUACUCGCGUCAAAAGAAGCGGUUAGAAGACGCAAACUCGCGUCACAAGAAGAGGUUAUAAUAGACAUACACGCGUCAAAAAAGGCGGUUAUAAGAGACAUACACGCGUCGAAAAUAGCGGUUAUAAGCGACAUAUUCGCGUCGAAAGAUGCGAUUAUAGGCGACAUACACGCGUCACUAGCAGCGGGUAUAAGAGACAUACUCGCGUCACAAGCAGCGGCAACAAGCGGCACACUCGCGCCACAAGCAGCGGGUAUAAGAGACAUAUUCCCGUCACUAGCAGCUGUUGCACCCCCCCCAUUCAUUCCACAAGUGCCUGUUGCACGCCGUGAAUCCUUGCCACAAGAGGCUGUUGCAGGCGCCACACCCUCAUCAGAAAUAGCGGGUGCAAGCGGCAAACGUCCACACGCAGAGGUAACAAGAGGCAUACUCGCGUCAAACGAAGCGGUUAGAGGCGACACAAUCUCGCCAGAAGCAGCGGGUAGCGGCGCCGGCAAAGAUGAUUCAGAAGCAGGAUAUAAGGAUAAAUGUCGUAAAACUUUGCGUAAAUUCCGGAAGCCUAUAAAGAAACGUUUCCGUUUUCGUAGUGAGUAUGACCGCAACUCUAGCAGCACUUCUGAGAGUUGCGGUAGUAGAAAUAUGGAACAGGUUAUCAUUGACACUGCCAACUAUGCCGAAGACAUAAGCACUUUUGUCAAGCAUAUUGCGGAGAAUCUAGACCGGCUGAUUCAUUUUGGACCUCCCCCCCAAAAGCACCAUUCAGAACGUGACAAAAACGACAAUGCGCGUGAAGACGUGGAACAGAGUUCAAACGACACGUUCAGUGCAGGCAGUGAGGAUGGUACAGAGGAUCUUCCGCCUGAAGACCAUAAUUCUGAGAGUGAAGGAGGCUUGUAA
Molecule: messenger RNA, 1464 nt
Organism: Babesia bigemina
Lineage: Eukaryota; Apicomplexa; Aconoidasida; Piroplasmida; Babesiidae
Exons: 1
Coding region: 1-1464 (487 amino acids)
Source: RefSeq, a predicted model, not a curated record